Molecule: messenger RNA, 4569 nt
Organism: Plasmodium berghei ANKA
Lineage: Eukaryota; Apicomplexa; Aconoidasida; Haemosporida; Plasmodiidae
Product: exoribonuclease II, putative
Exons: 2
Coding region: 1-4569 (1522 amino acids)
Biological process (GO): mRNA catabolic process
Cellular component (GO): exosome (RNase complex); P-body
Molecular function (GO): 3'-5'-RNA exonuclease activity; RNA binding
Source: RefSeq, a predicted model, not a curated record
AUGUUUUUUUUUAAAAAUAUAAGAAAAAAUUGUUUUUAUACAAAAAUAUAUGAAAAUAUAAAAAUAUUAAGAGGCUUAAAAGCUAAAAACAAAGGAGCUGAGCUUAUAGAAAAUACAUACAAAGGUCAACAUAGCAAUAUUGGAGAUAAAAAAAAAAUUGAUAACACAAUUUCUUGUGAAGAUAAUGAAUUUUAUAAACAUAUUUAUAGCAAAUUAAAGGAGAAAAAAUCUGAAAGUGUUUAUGAAAAAAAAUCUGAAAAUUUUUAUGAAAAAAAAUCUGAAAAUUUUUAUGAAAAAAAAAAUAGACAAGAAUCAAUUAUCAGUAGUGAUAAAGAAAAUGUAGUAAACAGUUUUAAGGAAAUUGGAAAAAAUACUGAAACUAAUAAUAAAAAUAAAUACCUGAUUAAUAAGCGGGAUAAUAUAAAUAAUCAGAACAUUCAUUCAAAUGGAAAAUAUUUAAAAAGAAAGGAAAUAUAUUUAAAAUAUAAUGACAGCAGUUCAAAUCGAAAUAAAAUUAACAAAGAAACAACAACGUUAAGAAAUGAGUAUGAUAAAAAUUGCAAAAAAAAAGCAAAGUUGGAAAAGUUGGAAAAAACAGAAGAAAAGAAAAAUGAUGAAAUAGUAAUUAGAGAUGGAAAUAAUAAGGAAAUAUAUAAUGAUGGAAAAGAUAAAAAAAAAAUAUUUCAAAAAAAUUGUAAAAAUAUCGAAUGCAAUUUUGAAGGAUCUGACUUUAAAGAAAAAAAUAAGAAUAGUUAUGUACAUGUUAAAUAUGAAAAAUAUUGGAGUAUGGAUAAAAUAAAUAAAGUUGCUGAACUAGAAAAUAAUGCUAAUGUUAAAAAUAAAGUUUUCAAAGGAGUGUUAUUUGUAUCUCCGUUUGAUACAACUAAAUCAUUUGUUGUAGAAGAAAAAGCAGAAUCCAAAACAUCUAAAAUAAAAUAUUAUAAUGUAUAUGGAUAUAUUAGUAGAAAUCGAGCCUUAAAUAAUGACAUAGUAUAUGCAUAUACUUGUCGACGAAAAAUAAUAAAAAAUUGUAAAAUCGAUAAAAAAGGAAAUGAAGAAAAUUGCCAAAAUAGUGAGAUCGAAGAAAAAAAUUUAAAUGAAAAUGAAAUAGAAUUGGAAUAUUUAUUUGACAAUGAAAACAUAAAGGACAAAAUAAAUGAAGAAGAAAAUUUUUGUAGAGUUAUUAGGGUUUUAGAACGAAAAAAUAUCGAAAUUGUAUGUAAUUUAAACUAUUUAAAUAUUAAGGAAUAUAUAAAUAAUUUAUUUAAGACAAAAAAAGGAUUAAAUGUGUUAAUUGAACAAGAAAAACAAAAAGGAGUAUUUGCAAAAUUUCAACCCACUGAUACAAGAUUUCCAUGUUUUAUUUAUGAUUCAAAAGAUCUAACAAUAAAUAGAAUUUUAAAUUAUAUUAAAAAAAAAAAAAAAAAUUUGUAUGUUUUAAUAAAUUUUCGAAAAUGGGAAGAAAAUGAAAUAAACCCAACAGGAGAUAUAAUUUCGAUUUUAGGAAAUGAACAAAAUUUUUUUUCAAUUAUAUAUUUUUUUCUAUAUUUUUAUAAAAUAAAUUUUCAUAUAUAUAAAAAAAAUGAAAUGAGUUAUUUAAAAUCUGAAAUAAUAGUUGGGAACAAACUCAUAAAUACUUUUAUUGAAAGGAAAAAUAAAAGUGUAUGUGGAGAUUCCAAAUAUGAUUGUUUUUCCAAAAUGAAUGAAAAGGAUUACAUGUCUAUUGAGUUUGAAAAAAAAAUAAAUUAUUUGAAAGAAAUCCAAAAAAAAAAAAAAAUAGAAAAAUAUAUGAUUAAAUCCCUUUUAACAAAUAGAGAAAUAUUAACACAUUUAGAUGUUUUUACAAUUGAUCCACCAACUGCAAAAGAUUUAGAUGACGCUUUAUCUAUUCAGUUUAUUCACCCUGAUCAGUUUUCAAAUAUAAAAUAUAAAUAUAAAAUAGGUGUUCAUAUUUCGGAUGUUUCUUUUUUUAUUUCUCCCAAUUCGUAUUAUGACAGAAUAGCUUCUACUCUAUGCAACACUCUGUACAUGGAAUUAAUGGUUUUUCACAUGUUACCUUCAAUAAUAAGCGAAGAUGUUUGUUCUUUGAAUACAUCUGGAAAUAAAUUGAGUUUUUCUGUUUUUUUUUAUUUGGAUAAUUUGUCAAAUCCGUAUGAAAAUAUAAAAGAAAAAAAGAGUGAAAAUGUAGAAAUGAAAAAAUGUAUAAUAAAAAGCAAAUAUAAGUUAUGCUAUGAUGAUGUUGAAAAUUAUAUAGAUGAUGUUUAUACAAGCAUUGAUAAUUUUGAAAAAAAAAAAAAAAAAAAAAUAAUAAUAGAAAAAGAUUAUAUAAAAGAAUGGGAAGAAAAAAUAUUAAUUAAUGGAUAUAUGAACAUAGAUGGUUUAAUUCCAGAUUUUGAAAAAAUAUGUGAUAAAUAUAAUUUGUCAAUAAAAAUAGCUAGUGAUAUAUUUCGAUUAUAUUUAUUAUCAAAACAUAUUAAAAAUAAAACAGGACGAAAAACAAUAAACCAAAAUGAAUUAUUAAUGUUUUUUUUAAACAAUAAAAAUGAAAUGAAUAAAAUGAUUCCCAUCUCAAUUGAUUAUGUAAAAAAAUUUUUAAAAAAAAAAGGAGUAAAUAAUGAAAAGACAGAAAAAUUGAAUAAAAAUGAAGAUGAAAUAUUUGAAAAUAUAUUUGAAAAUGUAAUGAAAAAAAUGGAUAUUGAAAAUAUUGAAAUAAAAAUAAUAAAAAAUAAAAUAAAAAGUCAUAUGUUGAUAGAAGAAAUGAUGAUUUUUACAAAUUUUUUAGUUGCUAAAAAAAUAUGUGAAUAUAAUAAUAUAGGGAUUUUAAGAAUACAUGAUGAUACAACAAAUGAAAUAAAAAAUAAUUUGUUACAAUUUAUAGAUCAUAAUACAUAUAAGAAAAUAAAUACAAUAAUAAAUAUAAAAGAAAAUAAUAUUAAUAAUAUAUUAUCAGUUUGUGAAAAAAUUUUAAAUAAAAAUAGUUUUUUAUGUUUACAAUAUAAUAUUUUAAAAUUAUAUAAGCAAGCAAUUUAUGUACCAAAUAUAGAAAAUAAUGAAAAUAUUCACCAUUUUGGUUUAAGCUUAAAUAAUUAUAUUCAUUUUACAUCUCCAAUUCGGAGAUAUAUAGAUAUAAUUACACAUCGAAUUUUAAAUAAUAUUUUAGAGAAAAAAAAACCAUUAUAUAAUUAUGACCAAAUUAAAAAAAUAUGUGAACUUUGCAAUAUUCAAAAAAAAAAAACAGAUGAUAUACAAAUUCAUAUGAAAAACUUUUUUCUUAACAAAUAUCUUGUUUAUUUAAAUGAGGAAUAUAAACAUAAGAUGGUAAAUGAAUAUAGUUUGAAAAUUCGAAAAAAUAAAAAUGAAAAAAUAAAUAGGGAUACUAGGAUUUUAUCCAAAUCAGAAUUAAAUGGAUCAGAACCGAUAGAUCAUAAUCAAAUUGUGAAUGGAAUUAAUAAUUUGAAUUUAAAAAUGGAUAAGUCUGAAAAUUAUGAUUUUGAGAAAUGUGAGGAAAAGGAAUGUAAGGUUGAAUUAUAUAAAAAACAUUUUUAUAUUUAUAAAAAUAUUAUAAGUUUUAUGACUUAUAGUUAUAUACAUGAUAUUAUUGUAAAAAAAAGUGUUAAAAGAAAUAUAUGUAUAAACAUAUUAAAUGAUAACUAUAUAAAUGUUGAUGACAAUGGAAUAAUUUAUGAAGGUAGUUGUGGAGAUAAUGUUUAUACAUGUUGUAUCCCAAUUUUAUUACUUUCUGAUAAAAAAAAUGAAAAUUUGUUUGAAAAAAGUAUUACAUCUAAGAAUAAAGAAAAUGAUUCCGUUCCAUAUGAUGUGGAAGUGGAUAAAUAUUUUGAUGAAAUUACAAAAUCAGAGCAUGGAAAUUGUAAAUCUGAUGAAAAAAAAAUAAAAAAUGCCAUUUCUUUUUAUGUACCACUAUUAGAAACUGAAAAAUCUGUUAGUGAAAAUCUGUUAAAUUUAAAAUUUGAACUUAUAUAUAUUUCAUUUCAAGAUGAUAAGUUUAUUUACAAUACAGUUUUUGAUAUUUUAUACAAAAUAAAUUCUAAAAAAAAUAAUGAAGAAAAAUAUAUUUCAAGAAAUUUUUAUGAAAAGGAGAAAUAUGAAGAAGACAAAUUAAAAAAAGAAUGUUUGAAUAAUAUUUAUAAAAAUAUUUUAAAUAUAAAAAUAAAAGUACGAUAUAAAAUAUUAAAAUUAGAAAAAAAUGAAAUAAAAAAAAAAUUUCAAAAAAUUUAUGAUAAUUUAUAUGUUCAUGGUAUUUAUGCUAAAAUAAUAGAUAAUGGAAAUCAAUUAAAAAAAAACGAAUCUAUAAUUUGUGAAAAAUUUUACAAUAAAAUAGAUGAUUAUAAAGAAAUGUCUUAUAAUCUUAAUAAUGAAAAAUCUAUAUCCAAAAAAGAAAAUGAUAAUUUAUCAAAUAUGGAAAAAGACAAUUUAAAUAGUACUUCUAUAAUAAAUAAAGAUGAUGAUAAAAAUAUUUUUUUCGAUCAAUAUAAAGAAAUAAACCGAUUUCAAAAAAAUAAGAUUUUCAUAAUUCCUGGAGGAAAUAUGUGGAACCUACGUUUUGUCUAA